This is a messenger RNA of Paramecium sonneborni, 604 nucleotides long. Lineage: Eukaryota; Ciliophora; Oligohymenophorea; Peniculida; Parameciidae. The record is from the annotation of a GenBank genome assembly.
GAAGUAAGGAUUUAAAAUAAGUUGUUUUUUUGUAUAGUGAUGGAAUUAUGUGAGAUGAAUUUAUAAUUGAUGUUAUAAUAAGAGAUAUUAACAGAAUAAAGAACAAUAGAGAUAUUUAAAUAGAUAGUAGAUGGAUUAGAAGUUUUACAUGCAGAAUAAAUUAGUCAUAGAGAUUUGAAGUUGGAAAACAUAAUUAUAAAACGAGGUACUUGUAAAAUUUGUGAUUUUGGUUCAGCCUCAAAUGAAAUAAUUGAUAUUAGUCAAUUAAAUUAAGAUUAAUAGAAUCAGAUGGACGAAUUAUUUAAUAAAAUAACUACAAUAACUUACAGGCCUCCAGAAAUGAUCGAUGUUUUUAGAUAACAAAUAGUUGAUACCAAAGUUGAUAUAUGGCAAUUAGGAUGCAUCUUAUACAGUUUAUGUUUUAGGAAGUCUCCUUUCUAAGAUAUUAAUAAACUCUUUAUUGUAGAAGCUAUUUUUGAAUUUCCGGAAUCUUAACUUUCUGAGAACACUUUAAUACUUAUUUAGAAAAUGUUACAACAGGAUCCAAGAAAGAGACCGAAUUUAAAGGAAAUAAAAUUAUUACUUUAUGGUGGAUGAUUAUGAG